UUUUCCACCUGCAUUGCCUCCUUCAUCAGUACGCAGCGGAGAUACCAAGAAAAGCAAAUGGGUGGUGACGGAAAGGUUUUCACUUUGGCUCAAGUCUCCGAGCACAACACCCCCAAGGACUGCUGGCUAAUCAUCAGCGGCAAGGUUUAUGAUGUGACGAGGUUCUUGGAGGACCAUCCUGGUGGUGAUGAUGUUUUGGUGUCAGCAACGGGGAAGGAUGCAACUGAUGAUUUUGAGGACGUGGGUCAUAGCGAGAAUGCCAGAGGUAUGUUGAAGGACUUCUACGUGGGAGAGAUUGAUGCCUCUACUAUCCCCAAAAGUACCACAUAUACUCCGCCGAAGCAGCCUAAUUACAAUCAGGACAAGACUUCAGAGUUUAUCAUCAAACUUCUCCAGUUCCUGGUUCCCAUUGCAAUCUUGGGUUUGGCUUUUGGCAUCCGCCUUUACGCCAAGUCAUCUUAAGGUUCAUUUAAGGUUCUAGAUUAUGUUAUUGCGACAUAAUUUUUAGUCAUUUGUGACAAACGAAUACUACUCGGUUGGUUUGGGCAAUCUAAGACUUGUCUCACUGUGUUGUCUUGCAUCGGAUGAUAUUUUACUGGUAUCGUGUGCUUCGUAA
Messenger RNA from Pyrus x bretschneideri (Chinese white pear), 616 nucleotides. RefSeq names its product cytochrome b5. Gene Ontology annotation, cellular component: membrane; intracellular membrane-bounded organelle. The transcript has 3 exons. The coding region runs from base 58 to 462 and encodes 134 amino acids. The record is from RefSeq and is a predicted model, not a curated record. Gene Ontology annotation, molecular function: heme binding. Lineage: Eukaryota; Viridiplantae; Streptophyta; Magnoliopsida; Rosales; Rosaceae.